AUGGCAAGUCCUCUUAAGCUCAGUCCUUCCAUAAAGGAGCUGCGCUUUCUGUUUUCGCCGUUGGGCACCUCAAGCAAGGGCCUUAAGUGGGUUCAUGUUUAGUAUCCACUUGUGGAUGCUUACUUUCUCUUUGAUAUAUUUGCUCCUCGCUGAUUGGCAAUCAGUGUGCACUAGUUACUAAACCAUCCAGCCCCCACCACUCUUCCCAGUGGUCGCCACAUUCUGAUGCUACAUUCAUGCAUACGUCUUUAUAUUCGUGUGAAACUCCUGACCAGUUUCCACAGCCAUACAUUAUUUGACUAGAAAGUCAAGUGCAAUCUAAGUCCGAGAAAUGACGAUGCUAGCUGUCGACGGGUGUAUUGGAUCUGUCGCCGAAUUCCACAAAAGCUAACUUGGCAGCCUUGUUAGUAGGCGAGGUAUUUUUAUCGGUUUAUGAUCACGGGGACUGUUGACCAAGUUAGUUUGAGAAAGUUCCCCCGCCAGAAAUUUCUGUUUCAAUAUUUUUGUUUUCACUGAUGAGAAGAAUGAGCCGAUUUCCAUCUCUCUGUCAUGAAUCGUCGCCCAUAAGGAGCUGCAAUGCGUGUCAUUAUCGAGGCUGGCUAGAUCAGGUGGAAUCGUAGCUGUACAGCAUGGACGGCUCUUAAGUGAUUCCCUGCCACGCGCGUCCUUCGCACCCCUCUGGGCCCUCCUGGCGGAUAUCUGACAAUAGGGACCGGACUUCUCAGACCGCCAUUUUCUCCUUGUAUUUCGCGACUUAAGAUCACGAAUCCAAACAGUAACUCGAUAAGUUCCAGUUUGUUGGUGAGAAUCAGACAAAAGUUCCGAAAAACGGUCUGUUACCGGAGCGCAGAAAUCCAGACGACUACGGUCGUUGGUUCGAUGCAGAUAAAAUCAGGGAAAAGCUGGCGGUUCCUUCGUUGAAUAUGUUCAUCCCGACCGUUUACAUUCUAUCAAUUGUGACUCCUGCCAACUUCCCCCGCCAGUCUUGCCAUCGACUCCCUUGUCGGGACUCAUACGUUUCUUUAUAUAUGCUUUACUUCAUCAUAUCUUAACAUAGCCUAGUGAGGUGACUUGAAUUCAUAAAGUUACCACUGUUAACACGGUUUGCCGAUAAUUUUUCAAAGUAGCCACUCUUUGACAACAAGUCGACAAGAUCCCUUACUUUUAAUCCCUCAUUAUGACUCCUUCCGUUGCUUUGCCUACUGUCUCAUCAUUGCUUCGGACCUUGUUUAUAGGUGGCUCAGGAGCGUACUUUGCGGGGUGGCAGGAGUUUUUGGCACAGGGCGGUUUCGAGCGGCCACCCGAAAUGUCCCUUUGAGGUCAUCUCUGCAGAUUAAUGUGAUGUAACACGCCUGUAAGGUGCCGAUGCACGGUGAUCUCCACGCCACCGUACUACCCUGCAUACAUAAUGUUUCGCCUACUCGCUGACUCUCCAGCCCGGCCCUUAACCAGUGUUGCAGUGUCACUAUUACACGACCAGCCCUUCCUCGUACGUCAGUCUUCCCUCUGACUUGGCCCGUAGUCGUUCCCCCUAUUUAAGGGGUAUCUGUCGUAGACCCACUACUCGGGCUGUAGCUAGGCUGCCCAAAAAGCCCUAUCCCGGGUUUCCAGCUACACCAGUCGUGUCCCGUCCCACCUAAUUAUGUGUAAAUUUGAGACAUUCAGUUGGUAUUAGAAUGUUGUUUACGUCCAGAAUAUCUUAUCGGAUUUUGCAUCUACUUCUUUCUGCUCACUAGCUGAUAGAUACAGGUCCUUAAGUCGUACACAUGAAGCUUUUGUCUAAAUGAGGAGCGUUUCUCGCUAGGAUACCCUGAUCCGUACUAUUUUGGGCUCGCUUCCUUUCGAUAGAACCGGCAGAGCAACAGUCGUGACAUUAUUAACGAGUGGGACUGUGGUAUGGGGCUCCGCACUUUAAAUCAUUAAAAUAACUUAUUAAAACGUAGGCAGAAUGGCAUUACCGACAAAGACAAGGGAGACUGGAGUGGCCAUUUCUGGCUUAUUAGCCGUCGUCAGCCAGCUAUACCCAAGCCCGAAGUGUGGAACACCCGAGCCUCGAACUCGCGACCUGUUGGUUUAGAAGUCCACGCCUCUAUCCACCGGGCCACGAGCCCGUUGCCUUGUCGGUUUUCGAUCGGGCUGCUGGUUGGGCUCGAGAGAGAGCCCUUAAGGCACAACGGAACGAGUGAGUUCUGUAUGAACGAUUGGUGAGCGCCCCCCUACCAUUGUAUAUUCCCGAUCGAAAACCGAUAAGCCAGAAAUGGCCAUUCCAGUUUCCCUUGUCUUUGUCGGUAAUGCCAUUCUGCCUAUGUAUCAUGCGCCGCUGUGCGGCUGCUGGUUGGGUUCGAGAGAGAGCCCUUAAGGCACAACGGAACGAGUGAGUUCUGUAUGAACGAUCGGUGAGCGCCCCCUACCAUUAUUAAAACGUCCCCAAAACAACUAGGUUCGUCUGUGUUUCCUUCCGAUACGCGUUUAUUAUGUGAGCCGUAUUCAGACAUUCCAGCUUAUGUACACUGUUCUUUUCAGACUGAAGUCAGGCAGAUAUAAGUGGAAAAUACACUAAGGCGAAGAACUAUCGUACCAAUUUAACGGCCACACAGCCGGCACUCGUGACUGGGCCUAGGAAGGGUUUUGGGUAUUCAGUUGGGCUCUUGCUGGAGUCGCACGGGAGUGCAUCCACUCCCCUUCCGUUACUCUUCUACGUUGUUUCGCGCACCGCAGGCAGUGUUCUUUUCUUGGUCUGUAUAGUUUUCUGCCACACUACUAUGCAACAAGUAAUCGCACCAUAGUGAUUUCCGAACUUUACUUGCCUUUUAGGACUACCAAAGAUUGCAUGUCCGACUGACAUGAUUAACCCACUUAUUUUUAGGGAAUUUAUAUUAUCAGGUUACGCCGGAUUAAGAAAAGCUAACCCCGAUGUGAAAUUUAUGAUUCGCGAAGGCAAUUCUGUCAGCCCAAGCAUCUACGCCCGCUACGGUUAGUCAAGUUUGUUGUUUUUUCUGAUUGCUGCUAGAAUUCGGGAAGGAGGCGGCGGUGCGGGUGGACAAUGCAUCCAAAAGCGAGAUAAUGGAGAAGAUCAAGAAGUUUUGCCAUUAG
This is a messenger RNA of Spirometra erinaceieuropaei, 3093 nucleotides long. The record is from the annotation of a GenBank genome assembly. Lineage: Eukaryota; Metazoa; Platyhelminthes; Cestoda; Diphyllobothriidea; Diphyllobothriidae.